UUGAUGAAAACUAAAACGCUGGUCUCGCGGCAGAGUGGGUCAUACGGGGACGACUAUUGCUGGAAAAUGGCAGGUAAUACAGCAACAGUAAUCCGCAACGUCGUUGCUUUGACUUUAGCAGUUUGCGUCGACCUUUCAUUGUUUUACGCAUCAGGAUUUGUCGUGGCUCACAACGUGUUUGGGCAUCUUGCGCGUCUCUGGGUUUCUGCGGCUCUCCGGUGGCUGGCUUUAAUUGCUGUGACUCUGCUCAGCCUCGGACAUCUUAAACCCUUGCUGCUUCGCUUUAUAACGGUGCACAGUCUGCUGCCCGCGGUCUUUGAGACCGGGACCGAAGCGCUUUAUCAUGAGGAGACUCCGUGUGGCUUGCUGGCGGAUAUGAGAUGCUGGCUGAUGUGUGCCGGAGCGUCGCUGGCUGGUGCACUGUUUUGGGAAAUCACCAUCCCGGACACAGAUGAUGCGGCCGCCGGUAAAGAGAAGAAGCAGAAAGCCAGGGUGCUGUUGGUGAGAGUUUUACGCCUAUACAAGCCCGACUAUCUGUUGCUGCUUGGAGGGCUUGUUUUCCUGACGCUGGCUGUUCUGUGUGAGAUGUUCAUCCCUUUUUACACUGGCAGAGUCAUUGACAUCCUUGGCAGUCACUAUCAGCAGUAUAAAUUCUUAUCUGCACUCCUCUUCAUGGGCCUGUUCUCUCUGGGCAGCUCUGUGAGUGCAGGCUGCAGAGGGGGUCUCUUACUUUGUGCCAUCAGUGCCUUCACAUGCAGAGUGAAAGUCAAGCUGUUUGGAGCUUUGACCAAACAGGAAAUUGGAUUCUUUGAGACCAUAAAGACAGGUGAAAUCACAUCCAGGUUGUCUAGAGACACCAACUUGAUGGGAAGAACGGUGUGUCUGAAUGUCAAUGUUCUGCUGAGGACAUUCAUCAAGACACUGGGCAUGAUCUCCCUGAUGAUGAAUCUUUCAUGGAAGCUAACAUUCCUCGUACUGAUGGAGACGCCCAUCACUGGCCUCAUUCAGAACAUCUAUGACACAUACCACCAGCGGCUGUCCCUGGCAGUGCAGGAUUCAAUGGCUCUGGCAAAUGAAGUCGCAAAUGAGGUUGUAUCCGGUAUUCACGUGGUACGGAGCUUUAACGCAGAAAAACAUGAGGCACGUCGCUAUGACAAUCGCUUGAUGGAAACACACAACCUCAAGACCUUCCGGGACACUGUAACGGCUGUUUACCUGCUCUCACGGAGGUUGACAGGUUUGGGUAUGCAGGUCUUUAUGUUGUAUUAUGGCAGGCUGUUCAUCCGGAGUGGACAGAUGACCACUGGCAACCUGGUGUCCUUCAUCCUCUACCAGUCAGACCUUGGAGACAACAUCAGGACACUCACCUACAUCUUUGGCGACAUGCUGAACUCGGUGGGGGCUGCUGGGAAGGUGUUUGAGUACCUGGACCGAAAGCCUGAGGUCAGCAUGGAGGGGAAAUUCAAACCUGAUCAGCUGACAGGUCAUGUCAGUUUCCGAUGCCUCAGUUUCGCCUAUCCUACAUACCCCAACAAAAUAGUGCUGCAGGACUUUUCUUUGGAGCUGAAGUCAGGUCAGAUGACUGCACUGGUGGGUCCAUCUGGAGAGGGAAAAAGCACCUGUGUGAGUCUGUUGGAGCGCUUCUAUGAGCACCAGAGUGGAGAAAUCCUAUUGGACAAUGAGCCACUGAAAUCCUAUGACCACCGUUUCCUCCACAAGAAGAUUGCAGUGGUGAGUCAGGAGCCUGUGCUCUUCUCUGGCUCCAUCAGAGACAACAUCGCCUAUGGACUUGCUGAAUGCUCACUGGACGAGAUCCAGGAAGCAGCACGCAAAGCCUACGCCCAUGACUUCAUCAAGCAGCUGGAGAAAGGCUACGAUACAGAGGUGGGUGAAGGUGGCGGCCAGUUAUCCAAGAGUGAGAGGCAGCGGAUCGCCAUUGCUCGAGCUCUGGUGAGACAGCCACAGGUCCUGAUCCUGGAUGAAAUAACUAGCUCUCUGGAUGCUGAGAGUGAAAAUAAGAUUCAGCAGGCCCUGGCUAGUUUUCCCAACCAGACACUGCUGGUGAUUGCACAUAGGCUGAAGACGAUUGAGAAGGCAGAUCAGAUUGUUGUGAUCGGCGACGGCAGAGUUCAGGAGCAAGGGACUCACGAGGAACUGAUGGACAAGAAGGGGAGCUACUACAAACUGAGAGAGAAGCUCUUCACUGAGGAAAACUCACCACAGUAA
Epinephelus lanceolatus (giant grouper) is the source of this 2226-nucleotide messenger RNA. RefSeq names its product transporter associated with antigen processing, subunit type a (gene tap2a). The record is from RefSeq and is a predicted model, not a curated record. Gene Ontology annotation, molecular function: ATP binding; ATP hydrolysis activity; ABC-type oligopeptide transporter activity. Gene Ontology annotation, biological process: transmembrane transport. NCBI's taxonomy places the organism in Eukaryota, Metazoa, Chordata, Actinopteri, Perciformes, Serranidae. Gene Ontology annotation, cellular component: membrane.